UUGCGCGCGGAGACGCACGGCUCUCUCCGCGCGGCAGUCAGGCAAUGUCGUCCCGUCCGGUGUCCCUGGUGAAGCGGCGCCAGGGCGGCCUCGGCCUCGUGCUCGGACCGCCGCCUUCGACCAACGCCAGCGUCGUGGCGGGCAGCCCCCGGUGCAGCCCCAUGAACUCGCCGGCCAGGGCCCGCCGUGGUUCCCUGCAAGCCACCACCACGUGCGGCGCCGGAGCGAUGGGUGAAGCGGCCGGUGUGCGCGCCGUGGUGCACGCCGUCGUGCCCGGCGGCGAAGCCGACCGCACGGGCCUCAUCCGGCCCGGUGACGUGGUGCUGCGCGUGAACGGAACGUGCCUGACGGGCUUCGAGCACGCCAACUGCCUGCUCGGACAGGUGCCCGACGACGCGCCGGUGACGCUCGAGCUGGCCUGCAACGGGGACGCGUUCGGGUCGGCCUUCGCUCUUCCCGGCGAUGGCGACAACUCGGCGAAGAGGCCGCUCAUCGUCCGCAACGUCGAGACCGGCAAGAUGCUCGUCGACUCCCUGCACAAAAUAGCGAGGAACCCGCUUCCGUGUACGAGCACCAUCUGCCAGGGUUCGCUGAUGUGCGGCCCGGUGCGGCGUAACGGCAAGGAUCCUCGGUCCAAAGAAGAGGUGCUGCAGCACGCCAGGGAGUUCCUGGACCAGUUCUACACGAGCAUCAAGAGGUUCCACUCCAAGGCGCACGAGAAGCGCUGGGCGGAGGUGGAGCGCCAGGUGCAGGCGCGUGGUACCUACGACCUCACCGAGACAGAGCUCGUGUUCGGAGCCAAGCUUGCCUGGAGGAACUCGGCCAGAUGCAUUGGCAGGAUACAGUGGUCGAAGCUGCAAGUAUUCGACGCAAGGCACUGUUACACUGCGAGGGACAUGUACGAAGCCAUCUGCGCUCACCUCAAGUACAGCACGAACAAAGGAAACAUCAGGUCUGCCAUCUCCAUCUUCCCGCCGCGCACGGACGGCCACCAUGACUACAAGGUGUGGAACGCGCAGCUGAUCCAGUUCGCCGGACACAAGCAGCCCGAUGGUAGCGUCAUCGGUGAUCCGGCCUCCGUAGAGCUCACAGAGAUAUGCAAGAAACUGGGCUGGAAACCCCAAGGAGGCCGCUUCGAGGCGUUGCCCCUGGUUCUUUCAGCCAAUGGCGAGGACCCGGAGAUAUUCGAGAUUCCCGAGGACCUCAUCAUGCGAGUCAAGAUUACGCACCCACUCUACAAGGCAAUUGACGAGAUGCAGCUCGAGUGGUACGCCGUGCCCGCCGUCGCUAGCAUGAUGCUCGACGUGGGCGGCGUAGAGUUCACCGCCUGCCCCUUCAACGGCUGGUACAUGGUCACCGAGAUAGCCGUCAGGGACUUCUGCGACGCGCAUCGCUACAACCUGGCCGAGGAAGUCGCGACUCGAAUAGGCAUCGACACCAAAAGCAAUUCGAGCCUCUGGCGGGACCGGGCUGCCGUCGAGCUCAGCUUGGCUGUCAUGCACAGCUUCCAGGCAACGAACGUGACCAUCGUGGACCACCACUCGGCGUCGGAUCAGUUCAUGAAGCACAUGGAGAAUGAAAACCGGCUGCGUGGAGGCUGCCCCGGAGACUGGGUGUGGAUCGUGCCACCGCUCAGUGGAAGCCUGACGCCCGUGUUUCACCAGGAGAUGCUUUACUACCACCUCAAGCCGAACUACGAGUACCAGACGCCUGCCUGGAAGACCCACGUGUGGCAGAAGAAGGCGGACGACCAGCGACGGCAUUCCAGGAAGUUCCGCUUCAAGGACAUUGCCAGCGCCGUGAAGUUCACCUCAGCCAUGUAUGGCAAAGCCCUGGCAAAGCGCGUCAAGGCGAAGAUCCUGUACGCCACCGAGACGGGAAAGUCCGAGACCUACGCCCGUGUGCUAUGCGACAUCUUCCUGCACGGUUUCAACGCGUCGGUCGAGUGCAUGGAAGACUACGAUUUCGUCAACCUGGAAUUCGAGCCCCUGCUACUUGUGAUUUCCAGCACUUUUGGCAAUGGCGAACCGCCCGAGAACGGAGAGGUCUUCGCUCGAAACCUACAAGUCAUGAAGAGCUGCAGCCCCUUCGGACCGGAGGGUACAACUCCGAGGACGACGUCAAUGUCCUUCGUGCGGAAAAACAGCGUCAAUGCCUCCGAGAAUGACGUCGGUUCUCCGCCGCCACCCCACGAGGCGUCGGACCUUGGACCCCUCAGCAACGUCAGGUUCGCCGUGUUCGGACUGGGUUCCAGCGCGUACCCCAACUUCUGCGCGUACGGCAAGUACGUCGACAAGAUACUGGGAGACCUGGGCGGGGAGCGCAUCUGCAAGUUGGCCACCGGAGACGAACUGCGCGGGCAGGAACAGUCCUUCCGAGUGUGGGCCAAGACUGUCUUCGAGCAAGCGUGCGAUGUGUUCUGCGUGGGCGACGACAUCGGGCCCAUUGAGAUGACACCCUCGAUGGAGGAGAACAUCGCCUGGUCGCCGGACAAAGUGCGCCUUUUCCAGAAAGCCGCCGACAAGAACCCGCCCCUGGGCUUCGGUCUGUCAAAGGGUUCCAGUCGAAAAGUCGUCGCGAGCAGGCUGGUGUCCAGGAAAGUUCUGCAGUGGGACAAGGAAGACGACAAGAAGACCAUCAUGGUGGUGCUCGAGGCAAGCGGCGACAGCGAGCUGAAAUACGCGCCGGGCGACCACAUCGGCAUCUACGCUGUCAACCGGGACGACAUCGUCAACGGCAUCGUGGAGCGCCUCGCGCCUGGAUCGGCAGAUCCGGACGCUGUCUUCAGGGUCCAGUACCGGGACAUCGUCCAGAAUCCAAUCACGGGCGAGCAGAAAGAGACGUGGCAAGACAACGGCCGCCUGCCUCCAUGUUCGCUGCGCCUGGCUCUGCGCCGCUACCUGGACAUCACGACGCCGGCGUCGCAAGAGCUGCUCAAGUACCUGGCCGCCAUGGCAUCGGACGAGCGCCAGCAGGAGCAGCUGCAGACGCUCGCAACGAAUCUGGAGAAGUACGAGGACUGGAAGGCACACAAGUUCCCGCACCUGCUGGACCUGCUCGAUGAGUUUCACUCGGUGCAGCCGACGCCCGAGCUACUGCUGUGCAUGCUGCCUCUGAUCCAACCGCGCUUCUACUCCAUCAGCUCGGCGCCAGAGGCCUAUCCGGGCCAGAUACACCUCACCGUGGCCGUGGUCACGUACCGGACCGAAAAUGGCACAGGCAAGAAACACUACGGUGUGUGCUCCUCGUUUCUGGACACCAUUGACCCAGGAGAGGAGAUUGCUUGCUUCGUCAGGAUCGCGCCGAACUUCCACCUGCCAGAACAGAAGAACGUUCCCGUGGUGCUCGUCGGACCGGGGACAGGCAUCGCCCCCUACAGGAGCUUUUGGCAACGACGCUAUUGUUCUAUGCAGGGUGUCUACCAAGAAGGACAACCGUUCUACGAAGGACAGAUGGAUCUCUACUUCGGAUGCCGCACAAAGGAAUCGCAGCUAUACGCUGAGGAAGUGCAGACAAUGAAAGACGCGGGCGCACUGCGGAACGUCUUUCUCGCCUUCUCCAGGGUUCCAGGCCAGGAAAAGUGCUACGUCCAAGAUCGGCUGCACGAAAGGGCCGAGGAGCUGUACAAGCUGCUCACGAAAGACAACGGCCACCUGUACGUCUGCGGCGACGUCAUCAUGGCCGACGGUGUCAACAAGGCGGUGCGUGCCAUCCUGCGAGACCAAGGAAACAUCUCGGAGGAGAAGGCUGAAACGCUCAUGGACAAGCUCAGGGAGGAGAACCGCAUCCACGAGGACAUCUUCGGCGUCACCCUGCGCACCGAGGAAGCAACGAGAAAAAGUCGGGAGGACGCCAAGCGGAGGAGCACCCACAAGUGACACCCGCUGGCCGGCCUGCCCGACUCCUUUGGCUCGCUCACUUUCUCCAGGAUCAGGGCCCUCCUCACCAACUGCACUUCGCCGGGACACGCGAAAUGACGACACCUGUCACCGCCGCCACCGGUGGGGGCGGGACUAGUGUGCGCAACCUCUUUCCUCCUCCCCGUCCUCCUUCCAUGCCGCGCUUGCCCGUGCUGCGCUAAGCGUGCCGAUUGUCCCGACGGUGCAACCUUGUCCUGCAGCCGACUGACUCUUUUUAUGGGGACAGUCUCUAUUCAGGGCACGUGAUGCUCAAACGCGCUUGACUCUCUUGUUUUUUUUUGGUUUUUUUUUUGCACAGUUGUAGCAUCGCUUCUGCGGAUGACGUGAACACGGGGCUCCGGGACACGGGGCCACAUCUGCCGGAAACGCGUUUAGCCGAAAUUUUGCUUCGCAGUUGGCACCGUUACAUGCGCUUCCGCUUGCUUCCAGACAGUGAUGCAUCGAAAUUACAGUUCUAAAAUGAAUUCAUUCAACAGACGCUCACAAGAUAUCGCCGACAGCUGGGAGGCUCGCGGCAAUGUCUUUUGCUGGCCGAGACACGGUGAAAGUAUAACACCCCUACGUAUGAUUAGACCGCCUUCACUGCAAUUACUCGUCAGUUCCGACGGCGAAACGCCCACUCUACAACUCACUUGAAUAGAAGGGAAGGACACUCAAUGGAAUAUCAUGGUUGCAGAAAUUUUCGUACUGCUGAUUGCAAUGACAGUCCAUUACAAUGCAACGUUAUCAGUAAUAACACGUAUUGCGUGUGCUAUUUGUUCGUCUACAGGAUAUAGUUGCACCGUCCGAGCAGUCGUACGUGGUGUAGCGUGAUUCUAGCAUGUUCCCAAUCUUCCUGUACCCGCGAUCUGCUCAAGAACACCUAGAGCACAUCGAGCAUGUACGCAUCACUAUGCUAUGUCAUGUGGUAACACGCACCGUCACGCACGCAUCGACGUGCGUAACAGUGUGUGUCGUGUGUAAUACACUGUGAUGUUUCGCCCACGUAUAGUUACGCAGAAGGAAACCCAGGGCACAGGGAUCCACAGGGUUAUGUUGGCACGGUGCGUAGAUACGCGCCUCAAGAAGGGAAAGCUGGUGCAUAGCGAUAUGUUUAGCAAUGAUCCAACCUACCAAACCCACUGUCUCCGAGAUCAGUGUUUGUAUUAUACACGCAACCAACACGGGAAGAGUUGCAGCUCGUCUUUUCGUGUAUUCGGGUCCCGCUCAUCUGGAGCGAACUUUCCAAGUCUGAUGCGCUGGCCAAGUCGGUCACAAGUCCGUGUACCGCCACAUACUGCUCAUUGAUAAGUAAGAUAUUCUUUUUCUUUUUCGCCUUCUUCCUUUUCGGUAGAUAUGUGUACAUAUGGGCGCUAACCGGAAGCGGACAAAGUAACCGCCACUGUGCAAGAGCUCCGAUUCAGUGCGAGCCACUGAGUGGCCCAUUCUUAAACGUUAUCCUGCUGAACAAAAGAUGGCAGCCACUGCAUCUCAACUGCAAAGAGAGCACAGCAUAAUCUACGUACUUGGGCGCCCUCAGUAUGGGCGUGCAUGCAAAUGAGCAUCGGCACGCUAAACUGGACUUGGUAGUCGUAGAAGAACACGUUUAUUCGAGAAACGAAUAGUCUUUCUACGUCGAUUCGGGAAAUCGCGUAAGUUUACUUCCGCAAAAUAAAACUUUGUAAGUCAACUAACGCAAAAGGUUCACAAAGGCACCAGGUUAAAACUGGUCUCCCUGUGCUUUCCCAUGCAUUUAGUAAUUGUGCAGUGGUAUGCGUGCAUAAGUGCGACAUAAAGCUGUACGUGAAUGUUUUCUUCCUAUCUGAACCUUUGGCUGGAGGAAAAGUCUAAGGCAACGACUCGCAGCUCCGAGUACACUUCAACACCUUGUCAGUGCCACAUGAUCUACCCGUCUUGGUUUUACCAGGAACUUUUGCGCAGGGCUCGGCAGCCAUUGUGCCAACAAACGCUAACAACAAACGCUAACACGCGCGUUCAAAGCUUAUUAAGAGACCAAUGUACCAGCCUAUGUUUUACCAUGUCUGGUCAUCUACGCCAGUCCUUCUCUAAAUACUUCACAUUUCGUAGUGCUACUGUGAAGACUGCGCUUAUACAGUAUUUCGUGUUCAACCGUUCCCCGUUAAGAUUAAAACAUAGUGUCAGAACAUAAAAGCAAAACAAAUGUUUUAUCUUUCUAUGCGCUAAUAAUAUUCAGUCUUUGUGGGACCGAUCCUAAGAAAAUACCAUACGGUGCCGAGUUAACUAUGUUUCGAAUGAAAAAAAAAAACACUCCACAAUUUACAAAAUACUUGAGCUUCAGUGGAGGCUGCAGCGCCCAGUUGGAAAUUUUUUGCACUUGUACCACAACCACAGCUCAAGAAAUCUCAAACAUUGCUGUUCCGGCUUGCUCUGUCUCUCUCCAUAAUUAUUUGUAGUUGCUAAAAUGCAUUUGUGCGCAGUAUUGUACAAGAAAAAUUAACGGUGCUCCGCAACGGAAACCCGCCGAAGUCAUCGUGUCUCCGAAGCAUUAGACAAAGACUGCGUGCGCUAAGCCUUAGAACCAUAUCCAAGAACUAAGUGGCCGUGUCAGCUCGCCUAUACGGAAAUAUGUUAGACAGCGCCUACAACGCAGCUACAUAAAGCCUGCAACAGCGAUCGCGCAUAACGUGCUCAAGUGUGCGCCUGCCAAUAGGUCGCAGGUUGCGACCAUGCCGGCUGCACCGAAUGCUGGGGCUUAUGAACGCGCGCUCUCUUUUAUCAUAAGCCACAGACCACGUGCUCCGCCUGCGCACCGCACCCGAACCCAACAUGCUCGUUCAUGGCCUUGGCCCCGUUAUCUCUUGCGAGUGUGGAGCCGCAUUCCUCAGUCACUUAUCUACAAGGAGCACUUUGCACGUCAGGGAGAGAUUGUGAGGCAGCGGUAUGUCAACAACGAGAUUUGAUAAUGAGAAGGGGAAAGGAAAAACGAAAGUAGAAGAAGAGGAAGAAGCAGAAGAAGCCCAAGUUCCCCUGUCACAGCUACGUCAUGCGUCGUUCGUCAUCUGUCUUUGCGUGAGCGUUGCGAUUCACGUGAUUUGAAGUUGCGUAGUAAAGUCACCCUAGGGCGGCAAUGUCUCAGGAUCGUUUCCGGUGUUCCUAACGAUUUAGCCGUGAGGCUAUAGGCAGCCUUGGGUUCAUUGUGUGCGGUGAUCUGGGUAUUCUGGAAACCUCUGCCCGCAGGAGAAAAGUCUCAUCAGAAUGUGGGUUCCGGUUGUUUCGUCAGCUGCAAAUAUUUGCUUAGACUAUUUUAUGCACUCCGCGUCCAUGCGUGACCACGUGAUAGCUGCCGGUGGCGGCAGUUGACAGUCGGACGACUAUACACUCAAGUUUGUCCGUUCAAAAAGUUUGUACCACAACGCGCAAUGAGAACCACUAAGAGGUGGACAGGCUACAUGAACCAGAUUCAAUUUGGGAUGAAAUAUGAAAGCGCUGCGAAGCUUUGUUUCGAGGAAGAGCCAAACUACACAUGUGGUCGAAAGAGCGUGUCAGUAAUGUCCUGGGCAUAAGUGUAGCUUCGGCUUCGCACCGACCGUGGUAUUCUCACUACAGUUCUAAGUGCCACAGCUUACAAGAACCUGUAGGUACGCCAAAUGGGCAUUUGAAAGUUCGAGGUUCCUAUCAAAGGAUGCAUGCCAGAAUGAUGUGCCACACUAAUUCGCCACCGUUUCGACAGCAGCAUUUGAAUUUUGUCCUGGCGUGCACGGAGUUGCAGUCGAUGACGAAGAAAAGUUAUUUCUUCAAAACUUCGGCGCACUCUGGAGCCCUCCUUCGGUUUGACUUCCCCGUUCUACCGUUGACUGACAACGUCGCCCGCGACACCAUUGUCACUGCGUCGAGGUUAAGAUCCGCCGAGUGCAAGUAGGUCACGAAAGCGCUUACAUGCAUGUCUCAACGACCGGACAGCCCCAGUUGAGUCCCGGUUAAUACGCCCGGAGUUCUCUCGCAAAGGCAGGCCAACGUGAGGACAACCCGGACGUAUCUAGACCGGCCUUUUUCUCUUCGCUUCGUCAUCGUUACUGUUUGUUUCGUCGGUUGCAACCCGUACACACACACUGCACCCUCAGAGAUGCAAAGGCUAAUAACGGAUGCAAAAAAAAGACCCCUGAGGCGCUCGACGGGGGUGGGCGGGGUCGCACGCACUACAAUGCCUGUCGUGUUUAGACGAGCGCCUUGACACGCCGCUCGCGCAACGGCCUUCGAGGCCCUAAUUGUGACGUCCCGAGACAAUUCAGGCGCGACGCACGCUUCUCUAUCACGCGACUAAAACUCUGCGUGCACGCCCCCUACAUACCCACGUGACCGCGUGUACACCAUACGGAGCAGCCUGCUGCGCUAAUGCGCACUACCGUAUACACAAGUGCUCCCAUUCUUUUCUUGUUUUGUUUUUUUUUUGUCUACAUGUGCCAGUGCCUAUCCCUCCAUGUCCACUUCCCCGCGUAUAUACGUACUUCUCAAGCCCACGCCGCCCGCCUCUGUAUAAGCUCUGUGUCAGCCGCCGAGUCCGAGGGCACGUUGUUAACCGUCGCGCGCAAGCGCCGUGCUUUCUGCAAUCCAAUUGCCGCGCACCCCGUGUAUAAACGUCGCUUGUAUAAAGCGUUUUCUCCCCCUCCUUUUCUCCCGCUUGCUCGAAAGCGGCAGCCUUCGCCGUCGCCGGUUUAAAAGAGCCCCGUUCGUUUCGCAACGUUGUGAGGGAGCUUUGCGUGUGCCUGUGUAACGGUUGCCCAGGGGAUAAAGUGAAAGAAGGAGGCAUGGAGAGAGGGAAAUAAGUAGAGAGAGAGAGAGUUGUUAUAGUUUCUUGUGCUCCGUUCAGAGGUGCAGCAUUUUACAGAGCAUUUAUGUGUACAAAAGAGUUUCGCUCGAUGUCUCACCCGCGACGCGCAUAACCCCUGUCCUCCCUCAACCCUUUCAGCCCAAGCGUUUGCUUAAAUGUUUCUUCGAGAUAACGUUCGCACCUUCUCGCGUUUCAUGCAGGAGGCUCUGCUGAAUGAAGCGCAGACGUCACUGCUUUGGCGUAGAGAGUCUGCCUACCACUGUCGCUGGGCGGUGAAAGUAUUUCUUAUUAUUGCGUCAUCUCUGGCAGAAACUGGGUUAGGACUAAGAACGUCAAAUGAAUCUUGCAUGCGGCUACACACCGUUGCAUCUGAGGUAAUCAAUUAGUGUCUUGUUGCCUGGUGAUAAUAUGGGGUAAUCAGGAUGGGUUACCGUUGAUAGUGAAGGAAGAAAGCGUCUGUCGUUGUUAUAGCUCCCGGCCAUCUCACGGAUAUCAUGUUGCUAGGAUUCUUAGCGUUCUAGUUCAUGAUACUUAAGUCGGAGAUCACGGCGUUUGGGGUUGUAAGCUGCUUUUAGCAUGGAAGGAGGCUGCGAUACGAGAUACAGGGCAUCUACGCGCGAAACGGUGACGUCCGUGCAGCACAAAAGAGGUGAACUACGGGUGAGAGUAUUUUUGAUCGUUCUUUGCGCAUCCUUAUGCGAUUGCAGAUCUGUGCGGAAGAAAAAAAAAGGAAGAAACAAGAGAGGUAUAGGUGGAGAGUUCAGAGACCCUAUCGUGCGCAAGUGAGCGUUCCAGAGUUUCUUUCUUUUUCGUGUUCUUCAGUGUGCGACUACCAGUGUGUAACUAUCAGAGCGUGCUAUCAUGACCAUCUCGAGGUUUCCCCCCAGUCUUGUGUUUUCUGGCGAGUGUGUUUUUUCCGAGACGCUAUAGCAUUUGUGGCUGCCGCCAGUAUAUACCUCCGCCACUGUUCUACACUAUAUCUCUGCCAGUCACUUCUAGCGCCGCCUGCGCGCUGUAUUCUCCAGGCAUUUGUACAUAGCGGAACUAUCUAACUGAGGUUGCCGAGCUCCACAAGUUUGCCAGCAAAUAACGUAAGGCAUAUAACGCGUGAAAUGCUCCUAUACUGUGACCAUGACCGCGCACUUGAAGGAUCAUGAAAGUGCUAGCAAUCCUCGAACUGCGUGACCCGCUCUAAGCGACAGCUCACGUGGUUGAUCCGAAUAGAGGGCAUGCUCGGGAGCUGGAGCACGAUAACUGACCACGAUACGGUGAAAGGCGAGACACGCUGUUAACGGUGAAAGAGGAGUUGCUGGCGCUUUCCUAAUUCUCAAGAGUGCAGAGCGUCAACUCCCCGGCCUUCGGGCACGAAUGUCGACCUCGUCGUAACUGCGAGGUUUUUCCAGCUCAAAUACCUUCUAUUUCUCCGCAUCUUCCAACGCAUCAGCGCUGCCAAAUAGUCAGCUUCCUUCAUUACAUUUUAACCUUAAUUUAAGCGUUUGAUAGCUCGCUAGCCUGAAAGGUCUUAUUUUUCUUCCUCCGUUCAAGAAGGGGGGGAGGGGGUGAGGAUAAAUGCUGCUACUUCUAGAUAACUCUGUUUUCGCAUCAUUCAGGCGGUUAGUGGUAGCUUGCAGCUCGUUUUAAUGCUGAAUGGUAAUUCAUUCGUGUUUGGAACAUUUAGACGCUGGCUUCUCGUAUAUAGGAAAUUAUUAUUGACAACAAAGUGAUAUGGUAAAAAAAUUACGACAACUGGGCCGCAGCUCGAACGCACCAGGAGACACGCGAAGAAAAUUCAGUGCGUUUUCUCUCUGUUUCCUUUAGAACUAAUGCGUUUGAGCGUCGUCCAUGUAAAGAUUUAGCAGCGGUGUGCGCUGCUGUCCCACUCCGCGCACGAUGUCGUAAGCGGCAACCACAUGAAGCGCAUAUUCAGCGUAUUGUCGGCGUCACGCGGCGUCGGCGCGUCCAUAUCGAAUUGCGCGGUGACUGCAGCUUUAGUUCAUGUGGUUAUCGAAUAAUUUUUGUACCGCGAGGUACGCGUUCGGACCUAUUUUAAAACCACUGCGGUCAUCACUCAUUUCGAAAUGCACGCGACGGUGCCGAGCAAUGGGACGUCAAAAAUGCGGAGAGCACGCGCUCUAUGCGGUCACAAGCAUCAAAAUUAUGUGCGUAAAAACCAUUCGACUACCCGUACGAUUUGUCGUAGCCACAUGACAUCCAACAACAGUCUAGCAUGUUUUCUUUUUUUUAAAGCAGUCCUGGACAAGUUUCCAAACCGUGAACAGCAAUUUUCCCAACGUGUCCGGUAGAUCGGGCUGUUUUGACGUGCAUAUGUUUGCCACCUUAUAUUUAAAUUACUGUGCUCAAAUCCUUGAGCAGAUCAAAUAUGCGUUCCUAUAUUCGCGCACUACAUUCUGGGGCAAUGAUAGAAAAGCUACAGGGGCGGAGCUUCUGCACAUGUAUUACUGGGCAAAGUAGUUUGCAAAGCAGUUUGACAUAACUUUCGGUUUCUUGGAAUAGAUACUGAAUCAGCGUAACUGCCACGGUUUCGCAAUUGCCCAAACACGGAAGAGAAGACCAGAAGAAUGUAUUAAGUUUAACAUUCAGUUGUCUAUGUUGUCUUAUUUUGUUGUUGUAAGUAGGAUGCUUAUGUUUUCUGUGUCCCCAGGUGGAAACUAACGCGGGUGAGAAUGUGGGACUUUUCUCAGGAGUGCUCUUUCUUACGUAGUUUUUCAUUCAGUGCCACAGAAACCCCUACCCUAUUUGCAGCCUGGAUACCUAUAUAUACCGGUUUGCUUCUGUUCAUGCUAUAUUGUGGCAUGCUAUGCACUAAGCAUACAGGAGCGCUAGUUGCUUCAAAACGGUUAGGAAUAUGGCGUCGAAGAGUAAGUGUGAUGAAUAAGUGCGCCGACCGAACGCCCAGUUAAUUCGUUUUCGCGUCAUUCAGCUCAGUUGUUUGUGUUUGUACAAAAUUACAUUAUUGCUAGCAAGAAUAGCCAAGAGCGACUCUUUGCGAAAUGUUCACGGCAGUAGUAUUGUUUCGUUGGGCCCCUAGUAGGACUCACGUACUUUGCUUAUUCCGCUGCCUUGUGAUAUCUAUCAUUUGAUCUUCAACAUAACCACGUCUUGCUGCCAAUAACGAACAUCAAAGCGAAAGUACUCUUCUGAUAACUGUUUUUUUUUUAAGCUGGAAAAAUGAAGUGACAGGCUGGCAAUUUUGCUUCUGUGAGAUUAAUGUGACCUUCUCUUUGAGACUUGAAAAGCACCCAUGGCAAGAGCAUAUUCACUUUCUUCAUUCUUUUUUUUUUACGUUGAUCGUAGAGCAGAGCUAUGACGUCGCAACAGUUACCUUCAUCUUUCGUUAGAGACUCGCAAUGUUCCGUUCGCCGUAUGCACUAUUUAUCGUCAUAUCCUUACACUAAAACAUUCUUCAUUUUUUUACUGUGUUAUUUAUUCUAUUUCAAAAUAUAAAUGCAGUGACCUCUUAUAUUGAAAUGCGACGUAGAUAAGGAGAGAUGAUUGCCAUGUUAAGCAAUGCUACAGGAACAUUUCAUUUUCUUUUUCUCCGAAAAGUUAAUUUUAGGUUCCUUUUUUAACUCUUGCACGUUUGCAAAUAUAAUCUUUACUUUGAUUUGCCUCAGAGUCAGUUUGAGAGUAUACUGGGGCGUAAAACUUGAAGAGGGAAAGAACGACUGCGAUAUUUUCAGAAGUAGUCACACGAGAAUCCUAUCUGCUUUGUUAGCGACAUUUCUACUUAAUUUUCUUUCUUAUUGUACUGCGCAGUCUGUAGUUUAUUGAGGAAUACUUAGCUUUUCGGGUAAAUAGACUAAAUUUAAGUGCCUUUCUCUACUUAACCUAGCAUAUUUAGUGAGCUGUUAAAGCCAUAUUAAAGGCAUUUACGGAGGCAGCUUUUGCUUCAGCUUUGUUACAUAGUCUACGUUGCUGUUGCUAGCUUUAGACAUGAAAGAAAAGUUCGAUCUUGACGAGAUAUCAAGCUGUAUAUCUUAAUCUGCUUUCUUGCUUCUUUUUAAACAUUGUGUUUAGGUUGUACUGGGACGUGUCUUGGCAAAUGUUUAUCAUGCUAAUAUUUCCAUCACUUUAGAAGCCAGCGACCAGCUGUAUAUCUGAAUCGAUUUUGUUGCUUGGCUUGCUAAUCUUUUUAUGCGGUAGUCUGGUACGCAAGGGAUAUUUAGCUCGGCGAAUGUUUUUACCAAGCUAAACUUUAUAACUUUCAGGAAGCAGACUACGAGCUCUAUACCUGAAUCUACUUCGUUGCUUUGUUUGCUUCGUUGCUUAUGCUGUACGUACAGUUGGACAUGCAAGGGACAUUGAGCUCGGCAAAUGUUUUAACAUGCUAAACUUUCCAACGUUUUCGAAGCAGACGACAAAAAGAAAGAAGCCGACCAGUCCCAGUGCCUGAACACAAGGACACAAUAGCACGUCACAAUGACCGAAAAAGAAAACAAAAAUAAUAAAUACAUUUGCCUGUAGACAUCGGCACUUGUGACCUGUUAAUAAACUGCGUUUUGUUACGAAUAGAUGUCAAGAUGCAUGGCAAGGGAGACAAUAAUAUCCAGGUUUUAUCAUAUCUAUUUGCAGUUUUGUUCCUCUUUAUCUUUUUGCUUGCUUUUAUCUUCUUUUUUCAUAACACUUCGGUGCUAAUCCUGGCUUAGGUGGUCACACUAUGCGGGAUUUUGCAGUCUCGCACGUUCAGGAAAACAAGCGAGUAUAUACGUGACGUCACAUGCGCCAUAUUGUUGUCCUACUCACAGCUUCCACUGUGCUGUUGCUGGAGAUACGGGAAUCGAAACAGCGCCUCACUUUUCGCAGUGCUGCAGCUAUACAACAAAGAACACGGUGGCCUCGAUGACGUCACUGUAUAUACAUAACGCCUUAUAUUCACCCGUUUGUUCGUUGCCGCCACGUUGCUUCUAUAGAUUCUGCUGCACCUCUUCGGACCCUAUAGGCACGCCAUAAUUUUCGGACUAAUACGCUCAGCCAAUCUGGACAUUAACAAAUGUGUCACAAAUCUUAGUUAUGCUUUUCUUUUUGACCUUGCCGUGGAAAAAACUUGCAGUUUCUUUAUUCCAUAAAAUUAUGAAGCAUUGCUUUCUUUUUUACUUCUUUGGUGCAGCAGCCGUUUUUACUGAAAUGACUUGAAGUGCACCGAAAGGAGUGGAAAAUAUUUAAUCAAACAUGGACGCAGUUCCUCAAGAAAAUUUAUUUUUUUCGCUUGAGCGAACUGCCUCCUCCACAACGGGCAGUUGCAUCUCACUGUGAUCUGUGGAAAUCUGUGAAGCUUGUUGAUUGUUCACGGGGUCUCCAUAUUGUAAGGUUCUCGAACAAGUUGAAACAGCCGUCAAACGCACAUUGAACGCUUGAAGUUCGUCGAAGUUUAGCUAUUUAAAUAUUCUUUUUUGUUAAAUUUUCGUGUUGCUUCGUUGUUGUGAGACUUGUUACGCGGUAUCCAUCAUUGAUUGAUGAAGGCUGAUACCUCUUUCCAGAAACGCAUUUCCACGAACGCCGAAGACAUACCCAUUUAAUGUUUGGUCCGGCGUCAGUAUUCUCCUGUCUCGAUGAAGAAGCAUGACAUUUAUUUUCACGACCAUGUUUCCAGCCUUGUAAUUGAGUUUAUGUGAUGAGCUGGUACUGUUUUGCAUUUUUCGGAAACGUCUAUUGUAAACUACUAUUCAGCCACACUUUCUUUUUUUAACUACAUUUAUUCGUUAUUUUUUUGAAGCCCACAUGUGUUUACAAAGCAGCCUUUAUUAACGUUCGUCAAGCUCGCUAUGGACCUGCACCCCGGCGGGGUGAAGUCUUAUUAACAAGUGUAUUGAGCACUGCGUGUAAUAAACUUGUCGACAUGUGAAGUUAAUCAAUUAGCGGCUGUUUCCCCUUAAUAGACCUCCACUUCUGAUGCCCGCAUCAUUAAAUGUGAUGCCAGGUUCAUGCUUUUUUUCUCGAAGUGAUGUUGCUACGCCUUUCAGGGAGCGGCUAAACAACGCAUCUUCUGUGUACGCUUUCAUUUAUUGCUUGUUCCCAUUUCCUGUAUUCAAGGGACACCAAAGGCAAAUGGCAAGGGAUACUAUAGACUGGUCAACUGCCUUCUUGAAAUCUGCUGGCGAUGUUUGUCGGCUACAAAAGAGGAAGUUGGCCGAUUAGCGAAAAAAAAUAAGAGCGAACUUUCCUCUUCCGAUUGCUCGUCUAUGUCGUAAUAACGUUUACGUGAACGUUUAACGUCACGGAUUUAGCGGUAUUCUCUUGGAGAUGUUAUUUCUUGCUUUUCUUCAAUAAAACCCCAUAAUAAAUGCCGCCAGGCAGAUUAAAGAAAAAGAAAUAUCGAGCGUACAGUGGCGCUGCUAUUUUUCUGAUAUCGAGUAUUCGACUAGUCCCUUGCAGUGUUCAUAACCUGUGACGUCACAGAAAUCUGUUCAUCUUGCAUCUAAUGUACUGCAGCGUCAAGUACCGUCUUUCACUUUUACACCGUCUUUCUGUUACGCUGACCGUCUCCUCAGGGCAAACAGGGCACAUAUGCGCUAUUUCAUAAAAGCGUAAUCUGCAAGCCUUACGUCUUGCUUUCAUAUUCACCUUCGGCGAAUAUGAAGGCAGUCAGUAGGACGGCCGCAACGUUCGCUACAUGUGGUUGCACAUGGGAGCGUCACUGGCCACACGAAAUCAACGUAUUCGGGACCCCUGCUAUCCGUCGCUGCCAUUUUUUUUUUAUCAGGCAUAAGCCCCGGCAGAACGAGAGAGGCAGCCGAUGCAGAAUGGUACACGCAAUGCCCAACUGCAAGCUUCCUUGUGUGAUCUGAAAACGGAGCUGUUCAUGCAGGAUGCAGUGCAUGUAACGCGACCGUAAUUGAUGAACGGCUACUCGACAUGUUCGCUUCAUGCGGUCCUCUCGCGAGACGUCUCGAUGAAGGGGCGAGAUUGAUCGAUGAGGUAAGGAUGAUACAUAACUGGAGCAUGCGAGCGUCGUGAGAGCUCUGCGCCCAUUUCGUUGUCAUUCAAAGAAAUGCGAUAUUAGGACGUGACUGCGCAGCGACGCUCUUAAACAGAAACCGCUGCAUAAGUGAGCUCUAUUUUCCGAUCAAUCAGUGGUUAGGAGUGGCGCUUUCUGGGUGCCUAGCUACGUUUCCCGGGACAUAGACUUCUAACGCUUUAUCGCUGAAAAAAUGAAACGACCUGCCCCUUGUUAAUAUAAUAAAUAAGAGACUAAAAGAAACACUUAAUAAGUUUAGGCUUAUAUGGACAGGCUUUUUUUUCAAACGCCUAUCCCCCCUCUUUGGAACGAAAAUUGUGAUUACUAUUAUCAAGACAAAUGAAGGCCAAAUUUUGCUUACUGAAUCUCACGAUUUAUCGCGGUGCUGGUGACGUCAGUGCGGCGCCGCGGUCUUUAUUGUGAGCUCGCAUAUUUUCGGCGUUUCCGCGGAGAAAAAUGUUUCCGAAAUUUCUUAGGUUGAGUGCGUGGGGUGCGUACUUUCGAACCCAGUGUAAUCCUUCUUCGUUUAUAAGCGCUUGACUGACACCUACUAGACUCUCUCAAAAAUCCUGACGUCACGAUGAGGUGGUGAGGGAAUUCCAACAUGGUGGCGCCACCCACCUUUCGACUCUGCGCCUGUUUCUGGUUUAUAAAGACAAUCCGACCACGAUAGGAGUUGCCUAUUUGGUGUCCCAUUAAAUGUAUAAGUCUGCCAGUCUAUAGCCUAACCCGUAUAUUUUCCUUCGGUGUCUCUUUGAAGACGGUGUUGCCAAGUGGUGCGUCGGCUUACCUCAGUGUUGUGCAGGUGGUCGCUACGAGACACGUUUGUUGAGACGUUGGCCUUUGAACCUUCUUCCCUUGCCUGUACAGAGCCGCACGUGACAAUGUUUCGGACCUUCCAAGAUUUUAUCUCGGCUCGGUAUAUCUGUGGACAAACUGUAUAUCGAUCAACCAUCGCCUGUAUCACGGCUUUGGUUGUUGUUUCUUCUUUUCUUUCUCUUGUUACUAAUAUGCGAUAACCAAGUGUAAGAAAUGUAGCCGCGGCUUCCUAUACAUAUUACUACAAAAAAAAGAAUUAUACAUACAUCUAUAAAUACUAUACAUAUUAUACAUAAAUCUACACAUGAAUAAAAUAUCUUUCCUUCUGUA
Messenger RNA from Dermacentor albipictus, 16834 nucleotides. RefSeq names its product Nitric oxide synthase (gene Nos). Gene Ontology annotation, biological process: nitric oxide biosynthetic process. The record is from RefSeq and is a predicted model, not a curated record. Lineage: Eukaryota; Metazoa; Arthropoda; Arachnida; Ixodida; Ixodidae. Gene Ontology annotation, molecular function: FMN binding; heme binding; nitric-oxide synthase activity.